Messenger RNA from Homalodisca vitripennis (glassy-winged sharpshooter), 279 nucleotides. Its product is annotated as NF-X1-type zinc finger protein NFXL1-like. The record is from RefSeq and is a predicted model, not a curated record. Bases 2 to 244 code for a protein of 80 amino acids. NCBI's taxonomy places the organism in Eukaryota, Metazoa, Arthropoda, Insecta, Hemiptera, Cicadellidae. The transcript is spliced from 2 exons.
GAUGAAAGAAGCAGCUGCAAAGCACAAACUAACUGGUUAUGAAUCAUCUUCAGAAGAAGAAGAACUUGAAAGCGAAAAUAUUUUGGGUUCAGUAUUGAAGUCAUAUGCAUCACUGGGAGGAACCAAUGAGGAUCUUGGACGUACACAAAACUUUCUCGAAGAUGCAUUCCAGUCUGGAGCUGCUAUUUGCUUGGUCUGCAUUGCAACAGUGAAGAGGAAUGAUCAUGUAUGUACACGCCUUUAGUUUUUCUAUGAAAUGGGAAUAAAUCUUUUUGAGAA